GACUUUGUGGUCACGACCAAUGCCAAAACUCCGUCCGAAGUGGAUGAGGCAUCCGACAGAAGUUCCAUCGAUGCCAGAAACCCUUUCAAAGAUCCCAAGGUCGCCGAAUAUUACCGCAAUCUGUAUGAAGAAGCACAUUAUGAAUCUCGCGAAGCCUUCGAUCCGGACAUUGAAUGGACGGCUGCAGAGGAGAGGGGUCUUGUUCGACGACUGGACUGGCACGUUUGUCUCUGGGCUUGUGUCAUGUUCUUUGCCUUACAGCUCGAUCGAGGUAAUAUCUCGCAGGCGCUGUCUGACAAUAUGCUUGACGACCUUAAUCUCACCACCAAUGAGUACAACUAUGGUCAAACUUUGUUCAAACUGUCUUUCAUGGCUGCUGAGGUGCCUUCUCAACUCAUCUCUAAGAAGCUAGGGCCAGACAGAUGGAUUCCUAUGCAGAUGAUGCUUUGGUCUGCAGUCGCUGCCGCACAAGCCGGCCUCAAUGGCCGAUCCAGCUUCUACGUCUGUCGCUGCCUUAUCGGGAUCCUCGAAGGUGGUUUCAUUCCUGAUCUUGUGCUCUGGUUGUCGUACUUCUAUACCAGUACUGAGCUGCCAGUUCGAUUGAGUUUCUUCUGGACCGCACUCAACCUGACCACUAUCGUUGCGUCGCUUCUGGCAUUUGGUAUCUUCCACCUUGACAAUGCUCAUGGUCUUGCUGGCUGGAGGUGGUUGUUUCUCAUCGAGGCAAUCGCUUCUGUCUUCCUCAUGCCUGCUUCCGCGGUGCAGACCAAGACUUGGUUCCGUCCCAAAGGCUGGUUUACAGAUCGCGAGGUCAAGAUUGUCGUCAAUCGUAUUUUGAGAGAUGAUCCUUCCAAGGGCGACAUGCACAACAGACAAGCAAUAACACCAAAGCGUCUGUGGCAAUCUCUUUCAGACUAUGAUUUNAUCUACGCGCUUGGCUUGGUCGUCUUCAUCCCACCUACUCCGAUCACCAACUAUCUGAGUUUAACCCUCAGACACCUUGGUUUCAGCACGUUCAACACCAAUCUCCUUACCAUUGUGCCUAAUGCAGUCACUAUCAUCACAUUGCUGAGUUUGACCUGGCUCAGUGAAAAGGUCAGAGAACGCUCAUUCAUCGCAGCCAUACAAAAUCUCUGGUUGUUGCCUUGCUUGAUCGCUUUGCGUUGGUGGCCUGGCUCUGGCACAGAUGUUUGGGGUACGUACGCUUUGUUGGUCAUUCUUCUUGGGUACCCGUACUGUCAUGCUAUCCUCGUUGCUUGGACAUCGCGCAACGCAGGUUCAGUCCGCACACGCACCAUCUCUGCCGCCGUCUAUAACAUGUCGGUGCAGGCUGGUGGAGUCAUAGGUUCGAAUCUGUAUCGCGCUGACGAUAAACCUCUAUAUCAUCGCGGUAACAUGCAGAUUGUUGCUGUCAACUGCUUGGCCAUUGCACUGUAUGCCACCGCAAAGGUGUACUAUAUCUUCAGGAACAAGCAGAGGGAGAAGAAGUGGGGAGCUAUGACUCAGGGGCAGAGAAAUGAUUAUAUCAAGAACACCACUGAUCAGGGCAACAAGAGGUUGGACUUUCGCUUUGCGCACUAG
Molecule: messenger RNA, 1581 nt
Organism: Aureobasidium vineae
Lineage: Eukaryota; Fungi; Ascomycota; Dothideomycetes; Dothideales; Saccotheciaceae
Source: the annotation of a GenBank genome assembly